AUGACCCUUGACCGUGAGGUGCACAGCUGGCGAGGCUACUUGACCUCACAGAGCAUAGUCUCAUUCGAUGAUGAGCUGCUCUUGGAUGUUUUCGAGUCUUCCCUUUGCGGGGCGCCAUUGCCGGCUCCCUGGAGUAUGUGGUUCGACAAGAAAAGCAACGCCCUUUUCUUUACAAACACCUCUACUGGAGAGACCUCUUGGACUCAUCCGUUAAACUCCUUGCUCCUUGAGUUAGCUUCUGUGGGACAAAGAUUCUUGGCAUUGCCCACGGCCAGCAGGGCCGAACACUUGGCCGCCUUGAACAGGACAUGGGAGGCUGAGGCGCGAGCAGAGAUCUUGAGAUGGCGAUCGGCAUACGACAAUGGCGCUGAAUAUUUCUACAACAUAGAGACCAAGGCAGUCAUGUGGGAACGGCCGGUCGAUGCGUUGCUCCCGGCCUUCUACUUGAAGAAGCAAUAUUUGAAGAAUCUCAGUUCUUAUUGUAAUGGGGCUCAAUGGAAUGCUGAAGUAAAGGGUAAAGCUGCGAGGCAGGGCAAGCAAGGCCCACAAAGGCAAGGCCCACAAAGGCAAGGCCAGCAAGGCCUGCAGGGCCACGGCUUUCGGUCAAGUUUGCCAUUGACCCCCGAGCAAAGCAAUCUAUCGGAGAGCUUGGAUGGCUAUCUGACCAAGGAGCUGCUAAAACUCCCCGAUGAUGAGGAACUCCUGCGUGUGUUUCAGGUGGUGCUACGGGAAGCUCCUUUACCAGCACCGUGGAGCAUGUGGUGCGACAAGGCCACUCAGUCUUUGUUUUUUAGGAACCCCACAACCUUGGAGACAUCGUGGAUGCAUCCCCUGCACGAUGUCUUCGCUUUUCUGGCAGAAGUUGGGCGGAGAUUCUUCACCGUGCCGUCUGCCACUAGGGCCGAGCAUUUAGCAGCAUUGAAUACAUCCUGGGACAAUGAAGCGCGGGAGGAGAUCUUGAAAUGGCAGGCUGCUUACGAUGAGCAGGACCGAGAAUAUUUCUUCAAUGUGGAGACCAUGGAAGUCAUGUGGGAGAGACCGGCAGAAGCAGUGCUUCCAGCGUUUUAUUUGAAGAAGCAGUUUCUCAAAAGACUGAGCCUUUGCAAGCCUGCGCGCACUGAGCACCGAGGAAGGAGUGGAGAACGAGAUCGGGACAGUUUGUCCACGAUGGCUUCUACGUCCAACUCCUCUGUAUCCUCCAUGUCACGGCGAGGUAGGAGAAGCUCUCGAAAGUUAUCAAAUCAUGCGCUGUUCGAUGACAACUGGGAGUACUACUUAACCACACAAGGCAUCGUGAAUGUGCCAGGAGAGGAAAUGUUGCUGCAGACUUUUCAGACUGUGCUGAAGAUUGCACCUUUACCCGCACCUUGGAAAAUUUGGAACGACAAGGCCAACAACCGUUUCUUCUUCGUUCAUAAGUCCACCGGCAUGACUUCAUGGCAGCAUCCCUUGAACUCUGUCUUGGCCGAGCUGGCUGGCAUCGCGAGGCACUUCCUGAGCUUGCGUGAGGAUCAACGAGCAGAUCGCCUUUCCGUAUUGGGAAGUACAUGGGACGGUGAGGCAGAAGUUGAGAUCUCGAAGUGGAAGUGUGCACUAGACGAGGAAGAUAUGGAGUAUUUCUUCAAUGUGGAAACCAGCGAGACAAUGUGGGAACGUCCGGAGGAUAUCGUCCUUCCAGAGCUGUUUCUAAAACGUCAGUUUCUCUCCAAGUUGUCAGCGGCAGCUGAGCCAAGCUGUGACCAAUCGGCACUGGAGCAACCACAGCCACCACAGUCACAGCCACGAGAGAACAAACCAAGUGCUGACUUCACUCCUGUCCCGUCCACAAGCCAGGCUCCGAUGCCCGUGACAUCAGUGAAGCCUGCAAUGCCCCCAGUGCCCCCAGUGCCCCCAACGCCCUCAAUGCCUCCGGUCAUUCGGCCUCAACCUGAGCUUCACCAAGCGAAACCCCCACUUCCCAGACCAAACCACUCACCGACCCGCGUCAAAAUCAAGUCUGUUUCGCCCAAGCCAGCGCGGCCCAGCGAAGCAAUCAAAGUCACUGUUGUGCGCAAAACGGUCCGGGCUUCCUCGAGAGACGAUGCGCCAAAGCCGCCUAAGGUCACCGUAAUAUCUCGCGACAGAGCUGCAAAGAUGGGCCCAACCAUCAGCGUCAGGGCCAUGAAGGCGCAAGCCUCUCCUCAACAUGAGGGCGCGCAACUGCCACAACUGCGGUCUGCGAAAUCAGCGGCUUUUGCAGCUUCAGAGGCUACUACAGGAAAUUCCAUCGAGAAGAUUCAGGCAGCAGCUCUCGCAGCCUAUGAAGCAACACCGCUGCCAACUUCGGAGGCACAUGUGUCCACGGUGCAGGAAGCACUGUGUGAAGUUGCACGACAGAUCGAAGGGCUCACAUCCCGUGGUGAGGCAUGCAGCGCAUUGGCAGAAAAUGCAUAUUUUUUUGCCCGAUGCGUCCACGAAGCUCAGAACGACGCCUCUCAGGCCUCAUCUGCAGCUCUAGCAUCCACGGCUGCACGCGCCUCUGGUCUGAGUGCUUCUUGGCAGGUAGAUGCUGCAAUUGCAGCAACACUGAAUCGAAGGUUUUCUGGAUCACCCGGGUCACCAUCCUUUCCAACAUCAUCACAGCUGCGCGAGGUCAUCGAGCAAGUCGCUUGUGAUGCUGGUGUGGAAGCGAAGACGCGUGAGUCAUGGCUUCAGAAAGCAAAUGAGAAGUUGGAACCGCUGCAGGUGAAAGAUUGCGCACCCGCCCAGGAAGCCAAAAGCCAAGAUCUUGUGGCUACUGUUGAUACUUGGGUGAUGGGAUCACCACAGAACGUGGACAGCUCUCCGCAGUCGGGAACUGCGGAAACAGUGUCCAUGUUCGGUCGGACAGGGCGGUUUUCCCAGACUGGAUCUUCCAAGUUUGCAGAGUUCUGCAAUUUCCGGGAUGUUCGGCGCGCCAUGGCGGAGGCGGAGAAUUGCUUGGCCACGUUUGAAGAAGAGCGAAGGAUUCAGCGCAAAGCGCUCAGGCGGCGUUCACAGAACAAGCUUCCAACUGAUAUCCUUGAUGCAAUGGGUGAAGCUCAACGCAUCUUGUCCGCCUUUGACGAGGAGCGUCGGCUGCAGCUUCAGCAGCUUCGUGUGGAGAGAGCCAAAUCGCGCACGAAUUUGUGA
Symbiodinium natans is the source of this 3150-nucleotide messenger RNA. The record is from the annotation of a GenBank genome assembly. NCBI's taxonomy places the organism in Eukaryota, Dinophyceae, Suessiales, Symbiodiniaceae.